Molecule: messenger RNA, 719 nt
Organism: Amphimedon queenslandica
Lineage: Eukaryota; Metazoa; Porifera; Demospongiae; Haplosclerida; Niphatidae
Product: ras-related protein Rab-1-like
Exons: 2
Coding region: 46-678 (210 amino acids)
Molecular function (GO): GTP binding; GTPase activity
Source: RefSeq, a predicted model, not a curated record
GGUUGGCUUUUUAUCAAAGCUGCCUGCCCUUAAACCUUUAAAGUCAUGGCCUCAAACGCUGCAGGUGCAGGAAAACAGCUCCGAAUCAUUUUCAUUGGUGAUUCUAAUGUUGGGAAGACAUCAAUAUUCAAAUUAUUUGAAAAUCAUAAAGUCUUCAAGUCACCUGUGGUCACAAUUGAUGCUCAGACAAUAGAAAGAAACAUUGUCAUUGGACCACCAUAUGAGACUGUAAAGCUCUUGAUUUAUGAUACAGCUGGUCAGGAAAGGUUUAGGACCUUCACAAGACAGUAUUUUAGAGAUGCAGACAUUGCCUUUCUUGUUUUCAGCAUCACUGAUGGUGAUUCAUUCCACCACAUUGGAGAGAUAUGGAUGAAAGAGAUUGCUGAUAACAGAAGGGGUGACACUGAGAUGAUUCUGAUCGGUAACAAAUCUGAUCUGGCUGAUGAGAGGGUUAAUCCUUUAUCAACUAGCAAGCAAUUCGCUGAGCAAAAUGAGAUGAAGUUCAUUGAAAUGUCUGCCCUUAAAAAUGAUGAUUUUCAAAAGUUGUACGACGUGCUUAAGGAAGCUGUGACCGAUGUGAUAAAGAAAGGAAGAAGAACAAAGGAAGAAGAGAUUAAGAUUAACAAUGAUGAGCCAGCUCCACGAAAUGACAAAUGGUAUUCGAAAUGUAGAAUUUAAGUGACAUGUAAACUUUAUUAGGCCAUGAGUAAAGUGAUACU